This is a messenger RNA of Prunus persica (peach), 1605 nucleotides long. RefSeq names its product 26S proteasome non-ATPase regulatory subunit 14 homolog. The transcript has 6 exons. Gene Ontology annotation, biological process: protein deubiquitination; proteasome-mediated ubiquitin-dependent protein catabolic process. The coding region runs from base 767 to 1432 and encodes 221 amino acids. The record is from RefSeq and is a predicted model, not a curated record. Gene Ontology annotation, molecular function: protein binding; metallopeptidase activity; proteasome binding. NCBI's taxonomy places the organism in Eukaryota, Viridiplantae, Streptophyta, Magnoliopsida, Rosales, Rosaceae. Gene Ontology annotation, cellular component: proteasome regulatory particle, lid subcomplex.
CAUCAAAACCAUUUUCAACCAAAUCCCACAGUCCAUGAGAUUUCAGAAUGGUCUUCAUUCGAAUGCUCCAAAACUCAUAGUUUUCUCCAUUGAAAACUGGUGUACGAAGCUCAGAAGAGCUUGAUCCUGCCAUGUUAGACAUCAGACGCAGCUAGAAAAGCUUCGUGAAAUUUUGAGUGAGCUCAACGUCAGCUCAGCUAAACACCAGCUCGAUUCUCACAGAUUCACGCCCAACAAACAAUCGAACCUGGCUCUGAGGCCAUGUUAGAAUUCUCUGUUUGUAUAUGUAUUUUCAGAUUAGGAAGAGGUGUAUAUUCUGGAGAUUUUAGUUAGAGAGAAUGAAGAGAAAUGAGGAAGGCACUGUUCUAUUGAAUUCUUACAAUCUGCAGCUUACAUAGUGUGUCUGACAGAGAGAGAAAUGUGAUUCUCUCCUAACAGAAUUACAACUGUCACCCUAUUAGGUGCUUACACGUGUCAUACCAAAUCUAAGCUAGAGAAUCCACCUAGACUAUGAUCUAAUGGUUCUCAUUACAUCAUUUAAAAUAGACUUAGCAGAAAAUAGAAAAUGACUUCAGCUCUAAGAAAUCUGUAGAAGGAUUAUAUUUCAACAUUUCUAAUAUAGUUUGGGGCUGAGAGAGAGAGAGAGAGAGAGAGUGAGUGAGUGAGUGAUGUUUCGGACAAUUUUCGACGCCAAUGCCGGAGAGGGUUUGGGCCAGCCAACUCCUGAUUCCUCAGAGAAGGGAGAGCCGGGGUCCCUUUGGAGGUCAUGGGCUUGUUGCUCGGAAGCUUCCCCGACGAAUACACAACUCAUGUUGUGGACGUCGUUGCGAUGCCGCAGCGUGGUACUGGUGUCAGUGUCGAGGCCAUAGAUCAUGUCUUCCAGACUGAUAUGCUCGAUAUGCGUAAGCAAACUCAACGACAUGAGAUGGUCGUAGGCUGGUACCAUUCGCAUCCUGGAUUUGGCUGUUGGUUAUAUGGCGUGGACAUGACUACGCAACAGGGAUUUGAAGCCUUAAAUCGACGUGCUGUGGCUGUGGUGGUGGACCCCAUUCAGAGUGUCAAGGGUAAGGCAUUGAUCCAUGGGUUAAACCGGAAUUAUUACUCCCUAGCAGUAAAUUUCAGGAUGAAUGGAGUUGAGGAGAAAAUGUUGCUUAACCUUCAUAAGAAGAAAUGGACUGAUGGGCUGACGAUGAGGCAAUUUGAUGCUCAUUCAAAAACAAGCGAGCAGACUCUUCAGAAGAUGUCCAACUUAGCUAUUAAGUACAAUAAUGCACUGCAAGAGGAUGGCGAUGCACAGCCGGAGAAGCUUGCAAUUGCAAAUGUGGGAAGGGCAGAUGCCAAGAAACACCUGGAAGAACAUGUCUACAACAUGAUGUCCUCAAACAUAGCCCAGACCACCUUGGGAACCGUACUCGACACAGUUGCGUUCUAGAGCUCAGUGGAGGUCAUGGAUAUCUAUUGUCUGGAUGUACGUAGAUGUUGGCAUACAUUUGUUAUCCAAUUAACAGUAGUUGGUAAUUAAACAGUGGAAGAGUUUGUUAAUGCAAUUAAACAUUGAAAUUGAAAAUUGAUGCAAAGCUGAAAAUUAACUUGUUUGGCUACUCA